CCUGCCGGUCAUGAUGGCCAGAAAACAGACCAAAGAGGAACCAAAUUUUUAAUAAUCAAAUUAAAACCUAAUUUAAGAGCUAUUUGGCCGACGGGAAUUUUAUUUUAUAGUAAACGAAGCGUUAGCUCAGAGGAAAAGUGUUAUCUCAGUCCACCAAGCUCGCCAUGACUCCGCAUGAAGAGGAAACUCGGAUGCUACCGAUAGCAUGAUGGAGUCAACUUCAGAUCAAGAAGCAGCUUGGCACACCUGUGAUCACCUGCCUCCUGAUCAUGGUGAUGAUGACAACCAGCAAUUUGACACCACCAAUAGCCGGGCCACAACCUCUUGUAGUGAUGAUGAUGAUGAUGUCACUUACGGGAGCAAUGAACAAGAAGAAGAGGAUGCUGCAUCAAAACUUACAAGAUCAGAUUUUAAUAAUUUGAACCGAGAGAAACCAUUGUUUUCCAGUGGUGCGGAACAUUCUGGGGGAUGUGUUCCUUUAAAGCUGUGCGAUGGAAGUGAAGACAGUGUCCCCUACACUAUUAACAGAUACCUGAGGGAUUACCAGCGAGAAGGCAUUAGGUUCAUUUACAGUAACUAUAGCCAUUCGAGAGGAUGUAUCCUGGGGGAUGACAUGGGCCUUGGGAAGACCGUGCAGGUUCUUGGUUUCCUUGCAGCAGUGUUGCACAAAAAAGGAACUUGGGAUGAUAUUGAGAGCAACAAGCCUCACUUUCUGCAGAGCCAGAGCCCAUCCAAGCAGAGGAAGCCAAAUGAACUUUUCCUGAUUGUGGCCCCGCUGUCAGUGCUGUAUAACUGGAAAGAUGAACUGGACACUUGGGGCCACUUCCAGUACACGGUGGUCCACGGGCUGAGGAAACAGGAGGCGCUGGCUCGCAUCAAGAAGGGCCGCGUGGAGAUCGCGCUCACCACCUACGAGACUCUUCGUCUCUGCUUGACUCAGUUUAAUAACAUCAACUGGUCCGCUGUGUUUGUAGACGAGGCACACAAGAUAAAGAAUCCAAACUCUCAAAUCACUCAAGCCAUGAAGGGUCUCAAAUGUCAGAUCAGAAUUGGCCUAACUGGCACCAUCCUUCAGAACAACCUUGAGGAGUUGUGGUGUGUCAUGGACUGGGCCGUCCCUGGCUGUCUUGGCUGCCUGGGGCAUUUUAGGAAGAAAGUGUCAGAGCCAAUUGAGCAAGGCCAGAGACACAGUGCAACCAAGCGAGCCUUAGCGACAGCGAGGAAGACCAUCAGGGACGUGGUGAGGAAGAUUUCCCAUUGCUUCCUCCAAAGGACCAAAACACUGAUCGAGGACCAACUGCCCAAGAAGGAUGACAGGGUGGUCUAUUGCUCUCUGACUGACUUUCAGCAGGCGGCCUAUCAAACUGUGCUGGACUCUGAAGAUGUGCAGUUGCUUCUGAGAUCUUCAGAGAAAUGUGACUGCCAAAGUGGACGUGCUCGAAGGAGAUGCUGCUAUAAAACAAACUCUGAGGGCGUGCCAGCCAAGACAAUGUAUUUCACUUACCUGGCCCUACUGAGGAAGGUUGCCAGUCACGUGGCACUGCUCCAAUCGACCGCAGGCACCAGUAAGAAACAGGAAAAGUGUGUGAGCGCCAUUUGUCAAAAGGUGUUCCAGAAGUUUCCAGACUUUGUGCAGAGGUGCAAAGACGAAGCGUUUGAGGCCCUGUCUGACCCAAUGUAUAGCGGCAAAAUGAAGGUUUUGCAGAAACUCCUCAGAUUCUAUCUGCAAAAGAAAGACAAGGUGCUACUUUUUUCACUCUCAACUAAGCUCUUGGACGUGUUGGAGAGCUACUGCAUGGCCGAGGGUCAUGACUACAGAAGAUUGGAUGGGACAACGAAAGCCAAAAAACGAGUCGACAUCGUCAAGGAGUUCAACACCGCCACUCACAUUAACCUCUGCCUGGUUUCCACAAUGGCGGGUGGUCUCGGUCUCAACUUUGUAGGGGCCAAUGUCGUGAUAUUAUUUGACCCAACUUGGAACCCAGCCAAUGACCUCCAGGCUAUCGACAGAGCGUAUCGCAUUGGCCAGUGCAGAGACGUGACUGUUUUUAGGCUAAUCUCAUUGGGGACUGUGGAGGAAAUUACCUACCUCAGACAAGUCUACAAACAGCAAUUGCAGAGCUCUGUUGUUGGCGUGGAGAGCGCGCGGCGGUACUUUGAUGCGGUGCAGGGAACCCAUAAGGGGGAACUGUUUGGGAUCAAUAACCUCUUCAGGCUGCAGACCCAAGGCACAUGCCUCACCCGCAAGUUACUAGAGCGCGAAGGACAAGUGGAGGCGGGCGUUAUGACAACCAGCACACACACAAACGUGGAGGCGGUGGAUGAGGAGGAGAAGAGGCACAGCGUUGGCGGAGCUGGAGAUGCAUCCAAGGAGAGCAUGGGUGCAUCCAAGAUCCCCAAAGAGCUGCUGGACUUCAGUAGCGGGAGUGAUGAUGAUGUUGAAGAGGACCGGGGAAACCCCAGUGGAGCGAUUGGCACAAGGAGAAUGGAUUCCCCUGCGGGGCCUGGUCCAAUCAGUCUCAUCCAGCACGGUUUCGGCACACUGGUCCAAAGGUUUCAAGCCAUGCCGGAGUCAGGUGAAGGGGACAGUAGUUCUGGUGGUGAAGGGCAUGCUAAAGGGGAAUCCCAAGAGACAAACAGUUCGGGCUCCGAAGACUCCAUUAUCAAGAAUAAUGUUCACCCUAAACUGGGAAGAAGCAUGCUACAGAAUGGGAAUACAAAACCAGGCCAGACAUCAUGUAGGACCAAUUUAGAGGCAAAUUACAAGGAGAGUGAUAGAAGCUCCAAAAAUCGGAUGCAUCCCAAAUCACAUUGCUUUGACCAUAUUUCCGAAGAGUCUGAUGAUUUGGACAUUGAGACGCUCACACGGUCAAAGGGUGAUUCCCUGAAUUCUCACCGUAGAGCAAUACGCAAAAGACAAGAAAGAAGAGGACACCGUGGAAAAAGAAACAUGACGAGAGGAGCCAUAUUCACUGAGGACAUCGAGACGUUCACAACUUCAGAGGACGAGAAUAGCGCAAGUUCAGAUAAAGCCAAAGCAGGGGUCGCAAAAGAUCGUCAAGGAUCCCGAACAAGCACUGGUAGACGAGAGGACGCUUCAUUCACUCAUGUGAAAAGUCAAACAUCUCCAGCAUCCAAAGGAACCAUUGACACUGUUUUAGGUGCGGUGCAGGAGGUGGCGUACACCCACUCCAACCAGCGUGUGGUGGGCGGGAGCAAAGCUGAGGAGCUGAUCAGUAGAGCCGCAGUGAAGGACGUGUUUGAGCGCAAGAUGUACUCUCAACUCCCUGCAAAUCAACUGCUUUACCCUUACGAGCAGAGCUUGCCAGAAAGCCCACCCGACCGCCAGCCUCGCCUCACUCCCGACAUCCCGCAGCAGCUUUCUGAUCCUCACCCUGUCACCAUCACCAAGAGCAUCGUGCAGCGCACCAGAUGUAACACCUUCAUCCUGGGGGAGACCCCUCUCGGAGUGCGCAGGCAGCAGCUGCAGGAGAUGGCGUCCAAGUUUAAUUUCCCCUCGGCCCAACAGUUCGCCGCUGAUGUUCUGAGAAGCGACUCGACUCAAAGGCUAGCGUGGCUCAGAAGCUAUUACGCCACUCUCAGCCACCCUGAACUCGCCAGCUUCGUCACCAGCAACUUAUUGCCAUCUGAUGGAGCUCAGACCCUAUCUCCCAAAACCACUGGGACCAGAAGGCCUAAAUCCAACCAGAAGAGUCGGGAGCCCGUGAAGAAGAAACGGCUAUCGCAGAAGAAUGUGCGUGAGCCUCAGAGUGAUGUUCCAAGUCUGGAUCCUGAGGAGCAGGAGGAGGCAGUCAGCUGUGUGAGAGGUCAUAGGAAGACAAAGAAGGCUAGUGUGUCUAGACCUGUUUGUGGUCAUGGUGUGUGUGAGGCCAGCAGCAGUAGUUGUCUGGACCCUCAGGAGAUGGCAGAUAUUCCCCUUAACAUGGAGCAAAACUUGACUACAAAUGUUAAAAAACAUUCCCAGGAUGUUCCCCCUCAAGAACAGAACUGCAUUCUCACUGAACUCUUGGGCGACACCUCCAUCCUCGAUGACUUAUUAAAACCCAAAUUCAAGGGUUCCUCACCAAAAAGAUCCACCUCGGUCCGAGCCUCUCCUUGUCCAUCUAGAAGCUCCCUUAACAUCAACAACUCAGAUACAUGUGACUCUUUUCCUACACAACAGACUCAACUGAGGAGAGGCCGCAAAGACUUCUGGGACAUUCUGAACGAGGGCAAUGAAGAGAGCAUCAACAGGCUUACAGACCUGGAUGAGGUGCAGAGGGUUUGCGUCAACACCAAUUUGGCAGCUCGACCUCACUCUGUGGAGGAGAACAAAAGUCUCUGGAAGACCAACGACAGGUUUCUAUGGAAGAAAUAAUACUGUCCAACAAAAAGCACGCAUCUCCAAAGGUUGUCUUUCUAUUGUUUUUAUCCCAAAAGCCACUGUCGGGCUGUAGAUUUGCUACUUGGCCCUUCAAUGGGGACUUACCCGAUUUCCAGAUCGUUACCGAUGUGUUUUGGUAGACAAACUAGGUUGUAAUGAGUUUUGCUCUGACCAACUGAUCAACAGAUGGAAAUAUGCUGAUGAAUUUGAAAUUUGAUUAUUUAAAGAAACAGCCCCAUUGUAAAUAUACAAGAGGCAGUCAAAAGGUAAUGAGCUCAGUUUAAUCUAACCUACUCGGAAUAUUUUUUUCCCUGAAAUUUUCAUGGUUUGGAGUUUAAAUAAAUAUGAAGUUUUUUUUGUUUUGUUUUGUUUUUUUAAAAGUUAGUUUUGUUUAAGCCUGUCUUCUUCCUCUCAAUCAUUUUGGAAAUGACGUCAUUGUUGGAUGCCCGUCAGAAGUAGAGAGCUGUGAUUGAAUUUGUUGCUUCUACUACUCAACAUUUUCAUACAUUUCAUCAAUGGUGACUCUUUGAUCUUCUCUGAUCAGUGCCUCGACCCAAGCUAGCACUAUUUUCAGGAUUAACUGCUGAAGAUGGUCUUUCGUUCCUUUGCAUGUUACAGAGGUCACUUAAAGAUCUGUUUUUCUUCGCCUUUGAUCCAGGACACCCACUUUCAUUUCCAAAAUGGCUGACAGGAAUUGGACAGGCUUAAAGAAAACAAUUUAUAAUUUUUUUUUUUUUUUAAAUAAAAUAAACCGUCAAAUAAGUAUUGAAACUAAAAGCAUUGAAAAUUUCAUGACAAAAAUCAAUUGUUGGUUAAAUGAAAUUGGGCUCAUUAAUGUUUGACUGCACCUCAUAGUUGAAUCUCCUAGCACUACUGAUUCUGAAGGCCCCGGGCAAAUUACAUUGAAAAAGCAGCACACAGAGGCAGAAAUCCUAUUAUAAUUAAAAAAUCUUACAACCAAAUACAGUACAUGUGCUGGAAGCAGCACAGUUAAGAGAAAUUAAAUGAAGAGUAUUGAGUAUUAAGAAUAAAUUAAGACCGUUUCAUGGGACAACUAUUAUAAUUUACUUUGUAAAUGCAGGUUAGUGCUUCUGCUAGUGCUUAGGUGAGCAUAAUAGCCCUUAUCUCCCAGUCCCACAGACUGUGAAAAACCACAUAAAUAGUUUUUGGGGUGUGUUUCGGAUAAAAAUGUCAAGGAAUAUAAUUGAAGUUACAAUCUCAUCAUUACAUCCUUUUAUUUGUACAUGUUUUUAGUCAUUUCUUUUUACUAAAAGUCAAUUUUCUCAUUUUUAAAUGCUUUUUUAAUUUUUGGAGAUUGUCGCUCAUUAACGAAAAUGUAUUGUUGAUUUUUACUUGAAUAAACAUUGAUUUAGGUUUUGUCACUUUUUGUAUGAUGUUGCGUGCCGCCUGUUCCAGCUGAUUUUCUCUCUGUGCAUGCAAACAAACUUGUUGCGUGAAAAGCAUGUAUUUCAAAAUUUUCGACACUUUUUGUUUAUCCUAUGUAAAAAAUAUUUAAAGAUGUGUGAUUUAGAAAUAAAAAGCCAUUGGUUAGUGAUGAACGGGAACACAGUCAAUUUUGACAAUUUAAUGGUUCUAGUUGUCAUUAGCCACAUCCACUGCCUGCUCCAGCUGGACAAGCUUUUUCAUAGAAAAGUUGAACUUCUUUUGUACUAAUAAGGUCAGCAACAGGUCUGUGGUGUUGUUUCAACGUACCUGAUUGUGAUGUCAAAUGGAUGAUUUGGCAAGGGAAGCCUUCCAGCUGUGAGUAUUAGUCAUUGCAGUAACCAGAUACUCAGACCGCCUCUCCUGGUAUGUUGGUGGCCAAGCAGUGAUAAUAUGUAAAAAUAAAUGGCUGUACAUCUAAAAUCUCACUCAUGUCCCACUUUUAUCCUGAAGGGGACACAAAGUGCUAUGGAAAAUGUACUUCUAAAGUGCCUGUAUACCUUAAGAGUGAAAGUAAAAAGGCAAGUCAAUAUUU
Molecule: messenger RNA, 6362 nt
Organism: Phyllopteryx taeniolatus (common seadragon)
Lineage: Eukaryota; Metazoa; Chordata; Actinopteri; Syngnathiformes; Syngnathidae
Gene: ercc6l2
Product: excision repair cross-complementation group 6-like 2
Exons: 20
Coding region: 206-4378 (1390 amino acids)
Molecular function (GO): ATP binding; ATP-dependent chromatin remodeler activity
Source: RefSeq, a predicted model, not a curated record